Molecule: messenger RNA, 4134 nt
Organism: Phytophthora sojae
Lineage: Eukaryota; Oomycota; Peronosporomycetes; Peronosporales; Peronosporaceae
Product: multidrug resistance protein ABC superfamily
Exons: 2
Coding region: 1-4134 (1377 amino acids)
Biological process (GO): transmembrane transport
Cellular component (GO): membrane
Molecular function (GO): ATP hydrolysis activity; ABC-type transporter activity; ATP binding
Source: RefSeq, a predicted model, not a curated record
AUGCGUCCCGACCCGCGCGACCAGCCCUUGCUGGACGAAACCAUGGAGCUGCCGUCUCUGUGCGUGGCCCCUGGGCCCCCGCACCCGCGCGGCGGCCGCGGCAGCUUCAACAGCAGCUACAGCUACAGCAGCGGCUUCGCGGGCACGGACAGCUUCUGUAGCUUCAACAGCAGCCAGUUCUUCGACGACAGCGACGGCCGCGAGGUGGACGUGGACGACGUGGACUCGAACGCCUCGAGUUGCGGCGACUACGCGCUGCUGUCGAUGCCCGUCGAGUCCGUCAAGCGGAUGGUGCCGACCACGGGCGUCGUCACGCGGCCGCGGUCGCUGGACACGUCCUGGAACUCGCACAACAGCAGCUACAGACGCACGACGGCGAUCGCGGACGCUCUGAGGGAGCUGCGUGAAGGUCGCACGGCCGUCGCAGUCGUAGCAGACGAAGAGGACGAGGAGCGGAGGUCUGAUGAGGACAAGAAGACGGCGAAGAAGGCGAGCGUGGGGCUCCGACAGCUCGUCGCUCGCCUCUCUACACGUCGAGAUCUGUUUGUCAUGAGCAUGGGGCUGCUGGCUGCUACGAUCCACGGCGCGUUGUGGGCGCUGCUGGCUCGAGAGGUGAAGGCGGCGAUCGCAGCGUUCGCUCCGUUCAACCGGCACGACGUGGACUUUACUGCACUGACGCUGAUGCUGCUGUCGCUGGCUCUGGGGGUCACGGCGUACGCCGCGCACUUGUGUCUCUCGCACACGGCUGAGAGGAUGUUGCGGUCGUUGAGGGAGCAGGUGCUGCGUCACGUGCUGCUGGAUCUCCACCAGCCGUGGUUCGACGUCAACGAGUCUCUAGCAUCGUCUCUCGGUGGUGAACUCAUCCGUGAAGCUCAGUCUAUUCGGCGAGGCCUUGGACCCGAGCUCGGAGCUGUCUGCAGGUUCAUGACGCAGUUCAUUGGAGGUUUUGCAGUCGCCUUCAUGACGCUCUGGGACUUGACGCUCGCUGUGAGUUGCGUGGCGCCUGUGGUCGUCUGUGUGCUCGUGCUCUUGAUGGACAAAGGAGACAGCGAGAAGGACAACGAAGCAGACGUGGUGGCUGCGGAGGCGCUGAACAACAUGCAGACAGUGCUGGCGCUCAACGCGCAGCGGCGCGUGCGCGAGAAGCACGCGCUUCGUGUCCGUAUCACUGAGCGCCAACGGGUUGUGCAGUACGGCAAGCACGCAGCACUGCAGGGAGUGGUGACUGGAACAUUGUGGGUCAUGAGCGCCAUCGGACUCUGGUACGGCGGGAAGAAGGUCUACGAGGCAGAAGCGGAGCCUGCCGAGGUGUUCGCGACGCUCUUGGGCGUGAUCAUCGGAAGUCACGCCCUUGGUCACUUGAUCCCGAGCUUCGCAGCCGUGGCCAGAGCUCAAAACGCAGCCUCCCAGCUCUACCAACUGCUCGAGACGCCUUCAAGGACCAGCCGCGCAGUCGUGAACCCGUUGCCGCGACCUGCGACGUUCUCCGGGGCCGUCAUGGCCGUGGACUUGCACUUCUCGUACCCGACUCGCCCCCAACGCCAGGUCUUGAGAGGCUGCAACGUGUCGCUCUUGGCUGGAGAGUGCGUCGUUAUCGUCGGGGGCAUCGGAUCCGGGAAAUCCACGCUGGUCACGCUGUUGACGCGGCUGUACGAGCCCUCGCAGGGGCUGAUCCUGCUGGACGGCCGGGAGGUGAACGCGCUGGAUUCGACGUGGGUGCGCGCGCAGCUUGGCGUCGUCACGCAAGACGUGACGCUGUUCCGCGCGUCCAUCUUCGACAACAUCAUGAUGGGGCUUGUAGUACUUCGAGAGCUCAGCGGACGGAGCAGCGGCCAGAUGGAGGAGCGCGUGAUUAACGCCGCUCAACGCGCCGACGUCCACGACUUCAUCAUGUCGCUGCCUGACGGAUACAGCACGCGCGUGGGCGAGAACGAAGCCAUCAAGCUGACGACGCAGCAGCGACAACGUAUCGCGUUGGCCCGAGCUCUGAUCCGCGAGCCGAAGCUGCUGCUUCUGGAUGAGCUUACGCUCAGUCCGCAGGAGCUGCUGUCGAGGUUCAGCGGAGCUGUUGGGGCUGGAAGCACGACCAUGCUGCUGUGUACGCGUCAGGCCAACAUGGCAGCAGUGGAGUACGCCGACAAGAUCAUGGUGCUGGAGGCGGGCAAGAUCGUCGAGCAGGGCACCUACGUGGAGCUCAUGCACCGCGGCAACAGCUUCUACCGCCGUUUGCGCCUCACGCAGCCAACGUUUGUACGGGAGCACGAACAGACUUUGGUGAGUCCGGAGACAGCGACGUCCAAGAGAUCCCAACGACGAGUGACCAAGGCGACGCCGACAUCCCCCACGAAGCUCACGAAGCGAGACAUCACGGCGCUCGCCCGUCCAGAGCGCAAGUUCCUAGCCUUUGGGCUCGUGGCUUCCGUGAUCGUCGGACUGGCUGCUCCAAUGCUCGGCGUUCUGAUCAGCAGGCUGUUGGCCGAUCUGACGGAGGCGGAAGACGCAGCGGACGUGGUGAAGACGCUGCGGCCGCUGGUCAUGAGGCACGGCUUCUUCCUGAGUGCUGGAGCGGCUGUUAUCGUCGUGUUCCAGAGCAUCCAGCUCUUCUGCUUGGACGCGGCAACGGAGCGCGUGGCGUCGCGUCUGCGAGAUCUGCACUUCAACUCGCUGCUGGCCCAGCCACUGCCGUUCUUCGACGCCCCGCAGCACUCUGUUGAGGUGCUGACCAAGUCCCUGGCUACGGAGGCCUCGACAGCCUCUCUCAUCAUCGGAAGGGCUCAGGGCUACAAGCUCCAGAUACUCUGUACGCUGGCUGCAUCACUUGUCGUGGCCUUUUGGAGGGGCAGCUGGAUGCUCACACUCAUGAUGAUCGCUGCACUGCCGCUGCUGCUCAUCGGCGAGGCCAUCUGCAACCCCCACGCGCCAAAGACUGCGACUGAUGAUGCCGAGGCGGAAGAAGCGGUGGAAGUCCACGUGAACGAGGCACUGCGCAACCGCCAGGCGGUGGUGACGCUGGGACUCGAGAACUCGUGGUGCUCCAGCUUCGAUGCGUUGCUUCAGCGUCCGCUGCGGCACACUCGUGACCAGGCCCAGCACGAGGCUAUAGCUCGAGGCUUCAGCGCAGUUGUCAUGGUCGGUGCCUGCGCGCUUGCCUGCUGGUUGAGUGGGAUAUUGGUGCACUAUGGUGAUGCCACAUUCCGCGAGCUUACACGCUCGCUACUGGUUGUCAUUGUCUCUGCUCAGUCCUUGGGUCUUGCGGUGGCUUGGUUGAACAGCAUCGGCGGCGCAGAGCAGGCUGGCGUGAAUAUCUUCGCGCUGCGUGACGCCGCUAUCGUUGCCGGUAGUGCCAAUGGCUUAGCUCCCCCGUUGUCGUCCCCGUCGUCAUCAGAUGGAGAGCACAGCCCACUGCCCCAAAGCCCCAUGCUCCGAGGCAGCGUGACGCUACAGGACGUCAAGUUCGCCUACCCGACACGGCCAAGCACAUUCAUCCUCAAUGGCUUCUCGCUACGCAUCCAGGCUGGGGAGACUGUGGCUCUCUGUGGACUUCCGGGCUCUGGAAUCUCCACUGUGUUCGCGCUUCUCGAGGGCUUCUACGACUUGAGCUCCGCUUCGGGGAAUAGUGGUCGCGUUCUGCUGGACGGAGUCGACAUCCGAUCGCUGGACGUGUCGUGGCUGCGCGCCCAAGUGAGUUUCGUGGGUCCAGAGCCGACGCUGUUCCUGGGCACGAUCGCUGAGAACAUCGCGUACGGGAUGGCAGCCCCGCCAAAGCUGGACAUGAUCGUUGCUGCAGCCGAAGUGGCCCACGCUCACGCCUUUAUCUCUCGACUGCCUGACGGAUACGCAACACGGGUGGGGGGUCAGCUCCAGCUAUCACCAGGUCAGAGACAACGCAUCGUGCUUGCUCGAGCCGUGCUUCAAGACGCCAGACUGUUGAUCUUGGACGAGCCCAUGCGCUCUCUUGGGGCGGAGAGCGAGAAGAUCGCCGUGCAACAGGCUCUGGACACCAUCGUGGCCCAGCGGGUGCGAACCCACGCAGAGCUGCUGCGCUUCCGGGACGGCAUCUACGCGCGACUGUUUCGAGAGACUGCGUGGUCGCCGUCUUCCAGCUCCUACACGGUCGGCACAAGCGCAACAUAG